UUUUGGGCUGGCCCGUUUUGCUUAACCGCGAUUUUCCCCAACAGCCUCGGAUGUCACUCGUGAACAGCGCUUGUCCUACUCUUCAUCUGAGCGGUGUUUUUUUGCACUUCGGCAAAGCAACGCUGACUUAGCGAGUGGGUCCGACGAUGGCUGCCCUAAUGGCAAGGGAGAGAUUAUUUAAAAUAUUCGUAUCGUUUUAUGUCCUCCUGUGCCUCUCAAUUAGAUUUACAGCAUCUAAAGAUGAACCAAAACUUUUAGUUUUGACAGUUGCAACAGAAGAAACUGACGGUUUCAAGCGAUUUUUAAGGUCUGCCAAAGUGUAUGGAAUAAACGUAGAAGUUUUAGGGAUGAAUGAAGAAUGGAAAGGAGGAGAUGUUCGUUUAUAUUCAGGUGGUGGUCACAAAGUUAACUUUUUAAAGCAGGCCAUGGAAAAGUAUUAUGAGCAGAAAGAUCUUGUCGUAAUGUUUGUUGACAGCUAUGAUGUUAUUUUUAUGGCAAGUCCUGAUGAAAUCCUGAAAAGAUUCCAUAAGACUAAGGCUAAGGUUCUUUUCUCUGCUGAGGGUUUCUGCUGGCCUGAUCCUACUCUAGCUGAUAGCUAUCCAAAAGGUGAAAAAGGAAAAAGAUUUUUAAAUUCUGGAGGCUGUCCUGACUUCUCUUAUACAGGAUUCAUGGGUCAUGCCCCAUACAUAUAUGAAAUUGUAACAAGCUCUUCGCUGAAAGAUGAAGAUGAUGAUCAGUUGUUUUAUACUAAAGUUUAUCUUGAUGAAGAUCUUAGGAAAAAGUGGGGUAUGAAGUUAGAUCAUAAAGCUGAAAUCUUCCAAAACUUAAAUGGUGCUGUUGGAGAUGUUGAACUGCGAUUCUCAGAUACUGAUAGUUAUUUACACAAUACUGCCUAUGGUACAAAUCCUCUUGUAGUUCAUGGCAAUGGAGCUAGCAAAGUUGCAUUAAAUUCCUUAGGAAACUAUUUGGCAAAAUCGUGGACACCAAAGCAAGGCUGUUUUAGUUGUUAUGAAGAUACCAUUUCACUAGAAAAGUUUAAGGUGAAACAGAAGCCUCAUGUCAUUCUUGCAAUUUUCAUAGAACAUCCAACUCCAUUUAUUACAGAGUUUUUUGAACGAAUUUUAUUACUUGAUUAUCCAAAGGAAAGGAUGGAUCUUUUUGUGCAUUGUGGAGCUGAAUAUCACAAAGAUGAAACUGAUGAAUUUCUGUCUUUACACAAACAUAAGUAUAACAGUGUGACUUAUCUGAAAUUUGAAAGUGGAUACAAAGAAUGGCAUGCACGGAAUCUUGGCCUGGAAGAAUGUACCAAAGUGGACUGUGAUUAUUAUUUCUCUGUUGACACAAAUGCACAACUGACAAAUCCUGAUACUUUACGUCUUUUAAUAGAACAAAAUAGAUCUGUAAUUGCACCAAUGUUAGUAAGGCCGAAUCGUUUAUGGUCCAAUUUCUGGGGAUCUCUUUCUUCAGAUGGAUUUUAUGCUCGAUCUGUUGAUUAUGUGGAUAUUGUUAAGAAAAAAAGAAAGUAA
This is a messenger RNA of Stegodyphus dumicola, 1526 nucleotides long. RefSeq names its product multifunctional procollagen lysine hydroxylase and glycosyltransferase LH3-like. Gene Ontology annotation, cellular component: endoplasmic reticulum. Gene Ontology annotation, biological process: peptidyl-lysine hydroxylation. Lineage: Eukaryota; Metazoa; Arthropoda; Arachnida; Araneae; Eresidae. Gene Ontology annotation, molecular function: iron ion binding; procollagen-lysine 5-dioxygenase activity; L-ascorbic acid binding. The record is from RefSeq and is a predicted model, not a curated record.